Messenger RNA from Ananas comosus (pineapple), 1000 nucleotides. Its product is annotated as ATP-dependent Clp protease adapter protein CLPS1, chloroplastic. Gene Ontology annotation, biological process: protein catabolic process; proteolysis. NCBI's taxonomy places the organism in Eukaryota, Viridiplantae, Streptophyta, Magnoliopsida, Poales, Bromeliaceae. Bases 156 to 626 code for a protein of 156 amino acids. The transcript is spliced from 3 exons. The record is from RefSeq and is a predicted model, not a curated record.
AAUCCAUGAUAAUUCCUCUUCCACAAAUAAAUAAAUAUACUCGCGACCUGUGGACGAUCCCCAUUCCCCGACGCUCGAGAGAGAGAGAGAGAGAGAGAGAGAGAGAGAGAGCGAGCGAGAGAGGAGAGGGGCGACGGGUCGAAUAGGGCUCGGCCAUGGAGACCGCUAUAUACAGUCGAAUCGCGCUCUCCCCGAAUCACGUCCUAAGCCCUAAAUCAGGGGAUAAGCUCUACAGAGGACAAUGUAUAAAUCGUGGUAUUCUUAUGGUUACGUCGGCCGCUGCGCCAGGUAAAGGUGGUGGCUUGUUGGAAAAGCCGACCAUAGAGAAAACUACCCCCGGUCGUGAAUCUGAAUUUGAUUUGAGGAAAUCUCGGAAAACAGCUCCUCCUUAUCGUGUUAUAUUGCAUAACGACAACUACAACAAGCGAGAGUAUGUAGUUCAAGUUUUAAUGAAAGUUAUUCCAGGAAUGACGCUCGAUAAUGCAGUCAACAUUAUGCAAGAGGCGCACCACAAUGGCCUAGCAGUGGUGAUCAUUUGUUCACAAGCAGAUGCGGAAGAACAUUGCAUGCAGCUGAGAGGCAACGGCCUCCUGAGCUCGAUUGAACCUGCAAGCGGUGGGUGCUAAAAAGUUGUGUUAGCAGCUAAAGCAUGUAGUGGUUCUAUACUAUUUUAUCCCUUUCUAUUUGUUAAUAUUGCCUAUCCAUGAGAAGUAUAACCGUACUAUCGACAAAUGGAAGAGAUGGCAAAAUUUGUAUUGGGGAUGAAACUUAGUGAUUUAUUUAGGAUGUAUAUAGGAUUCGAAACUUUCCCAUAUUAGGCUUACUUGUAACAGCUAAUAUGAUCUGGCACCGGCACUGCCAUCAUUUUGUACAUUGCAAUUUCUUUGUUGUGCCAUCAACGCUCUCCAUACUAUAUUUCCUCAUCUGAGUGUUUUUGCUCUAUGAUAAUCUGUUUAUUUCAUAGAUGAAUGAAAUAAGAAUUUCCUCGUAGUUUCGGAAA